UGCUCGCCACUGCGUUGACUCGGCUGAACAUUGCGGUUUGAAGUGAGACUGGUGUACACUAACAAGCUUGCGCCACACGCCUUAAACCUAAGGUAUAGCAGUUUCAGACACGCCACUCAGCUUGCCAUGACCACGCAAACACAUGCGGCAACUGAUUGGCCAAGUACGGACAUCAGCGAAUCAUCGCACAGCGACGCAUACAGUUUUCCCGAGAGGAAAACAACGAUGAGAGCGACGAUAAAAGACGGUGUCAUCCACUCGCCCUAUCCGGACGUGCACGUUCCAUCGUGCUCGCUGUUUGCCCUCCUUGAAGAGCGCAUGCUGAGAAGCGGAGACAAGGCGGCGAUUCUCUACCGCGACAAAGCGGUCUCUCACGUCGAGCUGCUGCAGCGCUUCAGGUCCUGCGCGGCCGGCCUGCAGGCUUUCGGGCUCGGCAGGGGCGACCGAGUCUACACGCGCUUCUGCAGCUCCAGCGUCGACGGCCUGAUUGCCUUGUGCGCCGUGAUUUUCACCGGAGCCACGGUCAUCAUCGUCGGAGACUUCACGCAGGCGGAGCACUUGGCCAGCAUCAAGUCGCUGGACAUCACGCACCUCCUCACCGAUUCCGAAACAGCCAACAGACUGAUUCCUUUGCUACCGGAGCUGAAACUCAAAGGCGCGCUGUCUGUGGACGAGUUGCCGGGCUUCACGUGCGUGUCGUCUCCGCAGUGGGCGAACGGAAAACACUUCCACGACAACUGGAACAGCGCCACCUGUGAAGACGACGUAGCCAUGAUUGCGUACAGCAGCGGGACGUCCGGGCUUCCAAAGAACAUUGAAAUACCACAAGGGUGCCUCCUCUACUGCCUGGUCGCAGCCGAGGUCACCCAGCCACUGACGUCAGAGGACAUAUGCGUCACCGGUGCCAACAUCUGCACGUACAUUGGUUUCACGCUUUACCUCAAGGGACUAUACCUUGGCGCCACAUACCUGAUGAUGGAGCAGCGUGAACGCAUACACGGCCUUGUAGACGCCAUUGUCAGGCAUAAGGUGACGUGGUUCAUGAGCCCGCCUCUUCGCGCGCUGGGCUACGCACGGCAAGUGCAGCAGAGUGGCCGUGGUCCACCACCAUCGCUCAGGAGCAUAUUGCUCGCCGGCUCGCCGUUGUCCACGGCCGUCGCUCGAGAAGUGGGGGCCACCUUACAACCGGGCGAGAUGCGCAACGCGUACGGCACCACUGAAACCGGCGGCAUUCUCACCAUACCUCCACAGGGAGAGUGCUGCUUCGACAACGUCGGGUUUCCGCUGCCCGGAACCAGGGUCAAGGUUAUUGACACAGAGUCUGGUACAGCAUUGGGACCCAUGGAAGAAGGUGAAGUCCUAGUGCACUCCCCUUCCACCAUGAAAGGCUACUACAAAAUGAGUGACGAAACUGCGGCUGCUCUGGAUGCGCAGGGAUGGUUUCACACAAACGACGUCGGCUACUACGACGAGGACGGCCGCUUGUAUCUAAUCGACCGGGCCAAGUUCACGUUGGACUGCUACGGCAAGAAAGUGAGUCCCUGCGAGCUCGAAGGCUGCCUCAUGGAACACCCGGACGUGGCCGAAGCAGCCGUGCUGGGAGUUCCGCACUCCCGAGCAGGCGUGGUACCUGCCGCUAUCGUGGUGCUGAAGCCAUGUAGCAAAAACAGCGGCGAGGAGCUGGCCGAACAAAUCAAGAUUCACGUGGCGGCCCGUCUUUCACCGUGGAAGCACCUCUACGGUGGUGUUUAUUUCACCGACGCCAUUCCAAGAACUGAUACUGGAAAGAUACUGCGUCGCAAGCUGCCCGAACUCCUCGUUUCGUUGCCGCGAAUCGACCGGCCUGGCCCGACACCGUGAAUCCGUCCACCACGUGCUGCGCUUGCAAAAGUUUGCGAGCGGCCCACGCCGUUGGAAAUGCGAGACCAGAAGACCACAACCAAGUGGACGUUAGCAUUAUUUCGACGUUUCUAUCUUUCAUCCAAGGAAAGAAGAGACAUCACAGUGGGUUUAGGUGAAGGACUCUGCUCGUUCAAUGAUGAGGAAAAAGCGAAAGGCUAAGAAAUUCACGGCACACCACAAAAACAAAAAAAAACGCCAGGCCUGCUUGGUAGG
Molecule: messenger RNA, 2115 nt
Organism: Rhipicephalus microplus (southern cattle tick)
Lineage: Eukaryota; Metazoa; Arthropoda; Arachnida; Ixodida; Ixodidae
Molecular function (GO): CoA-ligase activity
Source: RefSeq, a predicted model, not a curated record